Messenger RNA from Drosophila willistoni, 688 nucleotides. RefSeq lists its product as uncharacterized. The transcript has 3 exons. NCBI's taxonomy places the organism in Eukaryota, Metazoa, Arthropoda, Insecta, Diptera, Drosophilidae. The record is from RefSeq and is a predicted model, not a curated record. The coding region runs from base 102 to 623 and encodes 173 amino acids.
ACAAAGUUGAGAGUUAAAACACAGAUUUCCAACAAUUUCAUUUCAUUUAUUUAAAAUGUUUUAUUGAAAACCCCAGGACUCUUUACACAAACAAUCAAAAAAUGAAAUUAAUUUUAUUUAUAAUCAUUUCCUUGAUUGGAAUGGCAGUUGCCAAUUCUGUGUACGAUAAAAGUCUCUUUAGAUCUGUGGCAAAGAUUGGAAUCGAUGCCACGGGCAUGGAAUGUAGCAAUUGCUCGUCAAUAAGGAAAAAAAGCUGUUCCAUAAAAGACACUAAUUACCUAUGCUCAUUCUUUGAAGAUCGUUGGAAGGUUCUUUUACUGCCGGAUCCAGAGAAUUAUGCGAAUCAAACACGUCCAUAUGAGGCAUGUAUGCCGCCCUUUUAUACAGUGGUUGGUGUAUUGGAGUCAUUUUGUUGCUUCUGGUCACCCGAAACGGGUUGCAGACAAUUGAAGAAUUCACAAAACACUAAUGAAGACUGCUCCAUGUGUACUGAAACGGAGAAGGAUAUGUAUGGUGAUUCUGUACACAAAUAUUGUCCUUGCAAUGGAGAACUAUCAAAUUCUAGAGGCUCUCUAAUUAUUUGCUACCUACUAACAAUAUUAUGUAUUAUGGUUUCAAUUUAAAUGAAACCUAAAAUCUGCCCCUAUACACUGUACAUACUUACAUACAUAUAUUGAAAAAUAAUAAA